AUAACGACUGUAGCGACACAUGAAUCGUCAGUAGUCAAAGGUCUUUGAGAGUCUUUAAUCAAAAUCUUCAUCUGUAAAUCUUCGUGUUGAGUAUUGCAUGCACUGCAGGGAUGCUGAGGAGUGUAUUCAGGUGCCUUAGGACCAAUUCUGUAGCUGGCCAGAGAAGUAUGUCUCAAAGCAGUCUCGCUGGCAAAGUAGCCAUAAUCACUGCCUCCACAGAUGGAAUCGGUCUGGCUGCGGCUCAGGCUCUGGGAAAAAGAGGGGCCCAUGUGGUCGUGAGCAGCCGGCGGCAGGCCAACGUAGACCAGGCUGUGGCACUACUGCAGAGCCAGAGCAUUCAAGUGACUGGAACAACCUGUAAUGUCGGCAAGAGAGAAGACAGAGAAAAACUAGUCCGGAUGACUCUGAGUCAGUAUGGGGGCAUUGAUAUCCUGGUGUCCAACGCAGCAGUCAACCCUUUCUUUGGAAACAUCAUGGACUCAACCGAGGAGGUCUGGGAUAAGAUCCUGAGUGUGAAUGUAAAAUCAGCCUUCCUCAUGACCAAGCUGGUGGUGCCUCAUAUGCAGAGGAGGGGAGGUGGAACUGUAAUAUUUGUGUCAUCUGUGGCUGGAUACCAACCAAUGCCGGCUCUGGGUCCUUACAGCGUGAGUAAGACGGCCUUGCUGGGUCUAACUCAGGCGCUGACCCCUGAGCUGGCUCAGAGUAACAUAAGAGUGAACUGCGUGGCCCCUGGAGUAAUCAGGACCCGCUUCAGCUCUGCGUUAUGGCAGAAUGAAGGCAUCAUGGAAGAGUUUAAAAAGCAGCUUAGUAUUAAAAGAAUCGGAGAGCUGGAGGAAGUCGGAGGAGUGAUUGCGUUCUUGUGCUCCGAGGAGGCGUCCUACAUCACCGGGGAGACCAUCACAGUGACCGGAGGGAUGACCUGUCGACUCUGAAGAUUGUGUUCGAUUAGAUUUUGACUGCUUCUGUUUUUCAGACGUGCUCGCAAAGAACAGCCAGAAUUAAGCUUAAUACAAGCACUACAACACACCUCAAGUUCUUUGGGUUACUUUGCAACUUUUUGAGUUUCCAGGCUGAUUUUUUUUUUUUUUUUUGCUAUGAAUAGCUCUGAAAUUUUCUAAUGAAAACCUGAUAUUUCUAAAAAAAAAAUGUAUUUAUUUUUUUAGAGAUUUCAACUGUCAGAUAAAACACUUCAGUAAAUAAACACAUUCAUGAUCCACGAU
This is a messenger RNA of Archocentrus centrarchus (flier cichlid), 1220 nucleotides long. It is a transcript of the gene dhrs4, whose product is annotated as dehydrogenase/reductase (SDR family) member 4. The record is from RefSeq and is a predicted model, not a curated record. Gene Ontology annotation, molecular function: carbonyl reductase (NADPH) activity. The transcript has 9 exons. Bases 111 to 932 code for a protein of 273 amino acids. NCBI's taxonomy places the organism in Eukaryota, Metazoa, Chordata, Actinopteri, Cichliformes, Cichlidae.